Molecule: messenger RNA, 2613 nt
Organism: Lasiodiplodia theobromae
Lineage: Eukaryota; Fungi; Ascomycota; Dothideomycetes; Botryosphaeriales; Botryosphaeriaceae
Exons: 4
Coding region: 1-2613 (870 amino acids)
Source: RefSeq, a predicted model, not a curated record
AUGUCCGUCAUCUACAAAGAGACGACCCGCGAGCGCGACUGGGACCUCCAGUCGCACGCCUCUCGCAAAGCCCCCUCCUCCGUCGUCCGCCGCUACCGUGUCUCCGACGACCACCCGUACGAUGACGAUCACUACGAGGAAACCCGCAUCGUUACCCGCGAGCGCGAGCGCGACUCCGACCCGACCAUUGUCCGCCAGCGCUACGUAGUCGACCGAGACGACGACCGCGCCUCCGGCCGCGACGUCCACGAGUACCGCUACGUCGAGCGCGAGGUCAACCGCCCUGCAUCGCCCCGCCACGACGUGCACGAAUACCGCAUUCAGCGUGACGUCAUCGAGCACUCGCCGUCGCCCCCUCGCGUCCGCCAGUACACCAUCGAACGCGAGAUCGACGAGGAGCCAAAGGAGCCUUAUGCACUGGAAAAGUAUUCCAAGUCUACCGAGUUCUUCUCACGUCCGUCGCCCCCGCCGCAGCCCAUCGUCAUCAGGCAGUCCAACCCGCAGCCCAUCAUCGUCCAGGAAGCUCCCGUCAGGCAGCAGAUCAUCUUGAGAAGGGAGGAGCCCCAGUACGAGAUCAUUGAGCGCUCCGAGGUGGACGAUCGCCAGGUCACCAAGCGUCCAGAUCCCCGCGAGGAUGACUACUAUUACGAGCGUAGAGUCCGCGAAGUCGACCACGGCCGCGGUUGGGAGGAAGACGACUACUAUGAGCGCAGCCGCACACGGCAUGCCGAGCACGACUGGCACAGCGACGACGAGUAUGAGUACAUCCGACGCACCCGGGAUGAGGAAUUCCGUGACAGCAGCCCGCACCAUCGCCGCCAUCUGGCUGAGGGCAUCGUUGCUGGCGUCGGCGCCGCCCAGUUGAUCCGUCACCAGCGCAGGAAAAAGGGCGAAGAUCCGGGCCAUGGAGUUCGACAGGCUCUUGGCUAUGGCGCUCUCGGUGCCGUUGGUGCGGAGGCUCUUUCUCGCGCUCGGAAGGAAUUCAGAUCGCGCUCCCGGUCCGAGGGACGUCAUCAUCACCAUCACCACCACAGGCGCGACAGGUCGCAUUCCAGGGGUCGCAAGGUAGCGGGCGUAGCUGCACUUGCUGCGGUAGGUGCGCUCGCGUACGCUGCUGGUCGUGGCCAGAAGGGAAACAACGUCGCCAACGUGGUCGAGCGGAGAAGCCGUUCUAGAAGGCGCCGCCACUCGGUCAGCGGAGCAAGUGGCGACGAGUUCAGCCCGUCGCCGUCGCGUUCUAGGUCAAGAAGCAAACACCGUGAUCCAGAGCACAAAAACAGGCGCAUGGCCCAAGCCGGUCUCGCUAGCGCUGCCGUGGCUGGCCUCGUCGAACGAGCUCGCAGCAGGUCUCGGAGCAGACGCGGUAAGAAAUCGCGCAGCCGCAGUCGGCUGAGGACCGGUGUUCCCAUCGCUGCCGCUGGCCUUGGUGGAGCGGCGCUUGCUGGACUCUACGAGAAGAACGCGGCCAAGAAAGAGGCCAAGGAAGAGCGCAUGUCACGAUCCAGAUCAAGAUCAAGAUCUAGGUCCAGCCGCAGCAGGAGCAGGAGUCGUUCCAGAGCGGUCGCCGAGGCAGCGGCGCUUGCUGGCGUUGCGGGCGUCGCCGCCCACGAAGCUGCCAAGAGACGAGAACGUAAAAAAGCAGAAAAGAAGGAGAGGAAGCGUGCAGAGGAAGAACGUCCGUUCAGCGAAGAGGGCUACAGCUCCCCUCUCCCGGCCGGCUACCCUCCUGAGCCUUUUCCUCCAGGGGCGUAUCCACCCGAGAACGGACGUUUCUAUCCGGAGAGCAACCAAUUCCCUCCUCCGCCGCAAGGGUACGAUCCGGCGAUGCAACAGCCCCCUUACGAGCCGGCACCUUUUGGCGGACCUGCUCCGUAUAAUCCAGCCGACUAUGGCCCUAAUCCCGGUCCUGCGCAGCCGUCUUACUUCCCUCAGCAACAAGCACCAUACUUUCCGCCCCCGCCCAGAGAGCCGCAGCCUGAGUUCCACGAAGACCGGGGCCAUCAUCGCGGAGAUGACAAUGUGAGUGCUCCGUCUGCUCCGUUUGCUCCGUCGUCGGUUGAGCAACCCUUUCUUGAUGGUCUAAGGACCGGGGCGACGAGUGAAGCAUCGCAACAACAGUCGCAAAAGUCCGAGAAAACCGUCCAAUUCGAUUUGCCAACCCCCGCACUAUCACCAGAACUGACCCGCGAACGCCCCCGGAAAAUCGAUGAUGACGAGGAAUAUGAGAUUGUAAAUUCCGACGAGAAUUCCACAGGAGACCGGCGACAAAAUAGACCGCCGCGCCCGCGCAAGUACGACGAAUACGAUGACCACGAUGUCGACGAUCAUGACCUUCACGAAUAUCGAAGUCCCCCAAAGCAUUCUCGCUCAAACUCCCGGAGCCGAUCAGAUUCGCCUUCUUCUAUUUCGUCCGGCGAGACGGUCGAACUUCCACCACGUUUUGACCCGAAUGGCCGGCCCGUACCGCAGCGUGGCGAGGACCCGCUCGCUGACAAGUUGGAAGACUUUCUCGCUGGGCGCAACUCAGCAGGGAAGAUGUUCCAAAAGCUCACGGGUGAUCUUCUGGGUUCAGGAGGCGCAAGCGGAAGUCGGAGUGGCGGAAGAGGGCGGUAG